Molecule: messenger RNA, 3693 nt
Organism: Drosophila serrata
Lineage: Eukaryota; Metazoa; Arthropoda; Insecta; Diptera; Drosophilidae
Gene: Sox14
Product: Sox box protein 14
Biological process (GO): positive regulation of transcription by RNA polymerase II; negative regulation of transcription by RNA polymerase II; brain development
Cellular component (GO): nucleus
Molecular function (GO): DNA-binding transcription activator activity, RNA polymerase II-specific; RNA polymerase II cis-regulatory region sequence-specific DNA binding
Source: RefSeq, a predicted model, not a curated record
UGAGUGAUCAGCAAACGACGACGAGACGAGGUUGUCGGGAACUAAGUACACACACACAGACACGAGCCCCGUCGUAUAUGCAAAAUUACACACCAGAGCAGCAGUAGCAGCAGAGCAGUACAUGGCGCUGCAUAAGAAACAAGUACAAAAGCAACAAAUAUAAUAAAAAUAUACAAAAAAUAAAAACGUAAAAUCUUUUGCGUAGUUUAUUCGCUCCAAGCCAACUCUCCUAUCUCAUCGCUACGUUUCGCUGCGCUGCCUCGCGUUGCGUUGCGCUGCGCCGCCGAGAGUUGCGUUCGCUCUUCUGCUCAGCUCGAUUCGAUUCCAUUUCGAUUCCGCUGCGACGCGAUGUUUAGUUUAGAUUGACCAGGACAAGAAGAAAUGCCCUGGCACUCGCGCGACUCCGACAGAAUCGAGACACAGUUCUCCACCUAAGCGAAGCGAUUAAACUAAGCCUAACUAAACUAAAUCAACUGCCAAGCAGGGCCUAUAAACCUACCUAUAUGUGGUAACGGAAACGAGUGUGCAUAAAUCGCGUUGUGAUUAAACCCCACGAAUUAACUAAUUAAAAAAUCCGCGAUCUGAAUCUGACUGUGAUUCUGAUUCAGAUUCUGACUCCGAACCCAGAUACAAAAAUACAGUCCACCAACACACACAGAUACUUAUUGUCAGUGCAACUGCAAGUGUAUUUCCGCAGCAAGUGAUAACGCUCCGCGAGCAUAAACAUAUACAAAAACCGCGCAUGUAACGCCAAGCUUCGUGUAAUCAUUUUAAAAACAAAUCUCAGCAACGACCCAGAAGACAUAUUAUCAAAUAGUUGGUGUUUCAAAAGAAGCAAUGGUUAGCAACAAAAGCAACACGUAAAACAAACACAAACACAACAACCACACACACGACUCUCAGUGGUAUUGGUGCUCGCCUGCCGUAGUAUUAGUGUCGACCACAGUCUCGAGUACAUAUGCAUUACACAGACGUGGUGUACACGGGUGUGUAAACUCUGGGCACAUAAGUACGAGCCAAUCUAUUUAAUUCAGUGCAUUUAUAAAUUAAUAAAAUGUACAAUAAAUACGGAGAGCCAGAGUGUGAGUGAGAGUGCUGCAGAUAUAUAGUAUACAGAGAGGCACACGUACAUAGCUACAAGCUCAUUACACAGACGCAGCGAACGUGAGUCUUGGAAUAUUGCAAACACAAAACAAAAACAACAAAAAUAAAAUAAAUAAAUAACGAGGAACCAGUUUCACCUUGAGGAGCAAUACCUAGUGCAUACUCACACACGGGCCAGCAUACGAACAUAUGUGCGAUCGGACAGCGCCUACGACUACGAAUACAUAGUGCACAUGCAGCAGUACAUAGGCAGUACAUAGUUAACAGUACAUAACGCAUAAUUGGCCGGGAGCUGCAUAAUAAUAAAUAAUAAUAAAUCCGAGAUAAAGGCCCGGAGAAACAGCAUCCCCGUCUUAUCGGAGCCUCACCACCACUGCCACAGUAUCAGCGACUAUGUUCCAGUCCCAGGGAUCAUCGAGUCAGCUUCCCUGGGAUAAAACCGAUACACAGAUACAGAUACCCCGCUCUGAUGCAUCCAACUGAGGUGCUCCGGGAAAGAUGAUAGCUGCGCCCAACCAGGCCGCCGAACCACCAUUCACACUUCGCCCAGGAACAUUGCCAGCCGUUCCAGCAACCACCACUACCACCCGGCCAGCGAGUCCAGCCCCACAAUUAUCCGUGCCCGUGCCCGGGGCACUCUGCACUCCGCACCCCCAAAGAACGCCAGCAGCAGCAGAACCAGCAGCAACACAAAGCCAGCGAGCCAUUACUCAUCCAGCGGCUGUGGCUUCGCCUUCCGCGCCUGUUGCUGCAGCUGCUCCAAGCCCCAAGCCCCUCCACGACCCCAAUCCCCUUGAAUCCAAUAUGGACAGCGAAAGAUCUCCGAGCCACAGCGGCCAUGAAAUGACACUGAACAUGAGCGGCAUCGAUUCCAGCCUGGUGUUUGGAUCUGCACGGGUUCCUGUCAAUUCCAGCACCCCGUAUUCGGAUGCAACUCGAACCAAGAAACAUUCUCCCGGCCAUAUAAAAAGACCCAUGAACGCGUUCAUGGUCUGGAGUCAAAUGGAGCGGCGGAAGAUAUGCGAGCGGACGCCGGACCUGCACAACGCCGAGAUAUCAAAGGAGCUGGGACGACGAUGGCAGCUCCUUGCUAAGGAGGACAAGCAGCCGUACAUCAUCGAGGCGGAAAAGCUGCGGAAGCUGCACAUGAUCGAGUAUCCCAACUACAAGUACAGGCCGCAGAAGAAGCAGACGCGGUCGCCGGGAUCGCUGAAGCAGAACCAGGACGCAGACAGCUGCGAAGCUAAAAAUGACAACACAAAUCCCAACAACAACAGCACUCUUGCAAUUAAUGGAACAUCCACCACUGCCGGUCGGAAACACAAAAGAUCUACCUCAACAUGUCAAUCUGGUUCGGUUUCGAAACAAUUGAAAAACAACGAUUCGGGUGAUACUUCCUCGUCCAAGCCCAAGGCGUACGACGUGAAGGCUCCGCUCCACGUGCUGGAGCAGGACAAUCCCGUGGAUAUUAUAUUACCCUCAGCCGAUAAUCUGUUAAGCUACCAAUCAUCUGAAUAUUUACCUCUAAGCACGAAUCACAGCAAUGUCGAUUGCGAUGUACACUCAGACCUAAGCUCAGGUCCCUUGGAAUCGAUUUCCAACAAUCCGCGGGAGAACCUCUCCGAGGUCGUUUACAAGUAUAUCCGUCUGCCCAUGUUCAUGAGUCCCUUCGCCAACGAGGACGACUCCCAGCUGGAGGUCAACACAUCGUCUCACAGCCACCCACACAACCAGUCCGAUCCGACCGCUGGCUUACAAGCCAACAUCUCCGGCAUCAGUCCCAUGAGCGGACAGGAAGAGACGGCCGAGGAAGUGUUGCGGGGCAUGCCCUAUUACGGCAACCUCUUGGAGGUGAGUUCUCAAAACGACAGCGCCGGGACCGUUGGCAGCCACAUUCUAAAUGUGGUCAAGGGCAACCUUCUGGAAGGCCACAACCCCAACCUCGUCGGCGAGCCCGUGUUCGACUCCGAGGAGAACAUUGUGAACGAUGCCAACUUGCAUUCGGCCAGCCAUCAAAUAACUCCAUAUGUGCCUGAUCAACACGACUGCUUCGCCGAGGAUUGCGGCGGCGGCGGCGACAGCUCCUCGCAUCACGUGGAAUUCGCUGUGGUGCAGCCGCAGACCGUCACCAUGAACAUUGAGAUACACAACAACUCACUCUCAUACGGCGGGGCGGAUGGCGGGCACACAUUCCAGACCGACGAUUUCAACCCAAUGCCGUCGACCGCCGAGGACAGCGACUGCAGCAUCCUGACCGCCGACCACUCGCCCCAGAUCGGCUUUUGCAACGGCAGCUUCGUGGAGGCGGACACCAUCGUGAACGCUUGCACAUCAUACACCACCCAAGACUAUACCGGAAAUGUAAUUGAAACACACAAUGAUCUCAACUACGCCGCACACGAUAACAACGGAGCUCUCCUAGCUUAUACAUUAGAGGACUUGCCGCCUCAGCCAACCGGAAGUCAUUUAGAGUUUAACACUAACAAGUACGGGUUUGCAAAUUAUUACAAAAUGUGAGAGAUGUAUUUAAGUUUUGUGUAAUUUAUAACUAAUCUAAUUGUACGUUUAUAAUUUUACACCAAAUUAUAU